UUUCUGAUGAACGAAUGGAUGCAGGAAAAGGCAGAGACUGUCGUCCCAGUCUCGUGUCCUCUUACAAUUCACACUGAAUUAUCCUGGGACCUCUCCACUGCCAGUCCUACAUGUUAUGUACGCUGUACCAAAGACACUCCCAGUGGGCCAGGAAUCUUGGCUGCCCAUCUCAGACGAAACAGCACUUCUGGAAAUAGUGGUAAACAAUCAUCAAGCAUUGGGUCAGCUAAAAAGCGUUGGCUGCGACAAGCUAUGUGUGAAACGGAACUACCCGGUGUAGAAGGAUGUGGGAUAGAGACGAGUCAUUGUUCACCACUACACAAUGGCUCUAUGAGUCCUAACCCCCAGAGUGAAGCCAACAGCCCCUGCUUAUCUCCUUCAGGAGAUGUGUUGACUCCCCUAAAAAAACGAAGAAUGAUGCGAGCAAGUAGAGAUUCUGUUCCCUCUCCUACAACUCCAGCAGAUAAUCCUGAAUCUAAUCCUUCAGCUUCUAGCCCCGAGCCUUCUUCAGGAACCCAUGGAGAAAACUUUAUGUCUUCUGUGUUUGGAAUCAAGAGGCUUACUUCAGAGGACUUCUCAGGGAAAGAGGAUUAUCAAUACAGAGAUAAGACAUGCAGUGUUGAAGAACAGAUCAAUGUAGUAGAUGACACUUGGCAUAAUAAAGCAGCAACUGAAAGACAGCAUAACAUUGACAUGGACAAAAGAGACCCAAGGUUGGAGACAUCUGUGAGUAACAUGCUGAUGGCAGUGUGUAGUAGUACAUCUAUCAGUAGUGCUACUGAAUCCUCGCAAGACUCCUGUGAGUGUUUGGACUUGUCGAGUCACAUUCACAACAUUACAGUUACUAAAGCUGAUAGCACUACUGUAAUUACUGAGGACAGUGUGUGGCAGCCUGAUGAUACAGCUUGUAAUCCCGGUGUAAAGGUGCCAGACAUUUCAGUGAACGACAGGUGCUCAUCAGGUGAUCACGAUGUGGGUGACAUUGGAAAUACUUCACUGGAGGAGGCUGCAGAAAAGAAUGCUUCCAGGUCUAUGUCAGAGGGAAAUUACAAUUUACAAGGAACCCAAAGACAAAAGCAACUAUCAGCCCUUCCAAACAUUCUGGAAUCUAUAAAACAAAAUGAUACACAGUUGGCCAGAUGUGCGAGCUCUUCCUACAUUGCAAAUACUGCCUCGACACUUUCAUCUGAAACAGACACUGUGUGCUCCACUUUAUCAUCAGAAGCUAGUUAUCACAUUACUACUGCAUCACUUACGGAGGACAACUCACAGGAAAGGACGCACACAACUAGCACGUCUGUUGGAAAGACCGGAACCAAGCGUAAGGUAUCUCUUUCUGAAUACCGAAUGCGUAAAAAGAAGGAAGGCAGAGAUUCAAAACAUCAAACUUCUGUGGAGUCUGAAAGCAUGUUAUUAAAAGAUAGUAAACCAACAAGUCUGUUGCCACUGCCUCUCUUUGAACCUCUUUUGUCAACAGGCACGUCAAAAAACGGCCUUAAGUACAGUGACAAAGGUAAGGAAGGAUUAA
Messenger RNA from Limulus polyphemus (Atlantic horseshoe crab), 1528 nucleotides. RefSeq lists its product as uncharacterized. The transcript has 5 exons. The annotation marks the transcript as partial. The record is from RefSeq and is a predicted model, not a curated record. Lineage: Eukaryota; Metazoa; Arthropoda; Merostomata; Xiphosura; Limulidae.